UUUGAGUUAAGAUUAAAUAUGAUCAUAAGUAAGAAAACGGCGGCUGAACCUGCAAACGUUAGCGUCUACGAUCCAGAGUCGCAGCCGCAGAAGCAAACGCUACAUCAAGUACUGCUAGCAAAGUGGAGAGACGUGAAUAUGAUUGUUUUUUCCGUUACUCUUACACUCUUCCUCUGUCCACUUGUCUACCAUUCAGCGUCUCGUCUCAUGACGCAAUCACUGCCGCAAAGUUCAAACGUUUCUGCAUUUGAGCCGCAUCUGAUCACUGCUAAACACGAUUUUAACAACACCGACACCUUUGAGGCAGAAGAUAGGGGAAAUUUGGCGAGAAUCUUGAAGGAAGCAUCGAUGAAGGAGAAGAAGACGGUGAUAAUAACGAUGAUGAAUCAGGCUUGGGCCGAACCAAAUUCUACGUUUGACGUAUUUCUUGAAGGCUUUUACGCCGGCGAAGGGACAGAGAGACUGCUACUUCACGUGGUGGUGGUAUGUUUGGACGAAAAGGCCUACUCACGGUGCAAUGAGGUCCAUCCUCGCCGUUGCUUCUUGUUGAGGACUACCGGAGUUGAUUUCUCCGGCGAGAAGCGGUUCAUGGUGCCUGAUUAUCUCAAAAUGAUGUGGCUUCGAGUCGAGUUCUUGGGUUCUUUGCUAAAGCUUAGAUAUAACUUCCUCUUCACGGAUAUGGAUACAAUGUGGCUCCGAGAUCCAUUCCCUGGACUAUUUUCAGCGGUAGAUUUCCAAGUCGCUGGAGAUUACUAUUAUUACAAUGGAAAUUCUAGCGACACACGCAACAGAGCUAAUGGUGGCUUCAAUUUCGUCGUGUCAAACCACAGAACAAUCGAGUUUUACAAUUACUGGUAUGCGUCGAGGCUGAGAUUCCCGGGUAAAAAUGAGCAAGUCGUGCUGGAGCGGAUCAAACAUGAUCAUUUUAUUAAAAAAUUAGGACUCAAGAUGAGGUUUCUUGAUCCAGUUUACUUUGGCAAUUUCUGCCAACCAAAUUGGGAUAUUAGCAAAGUCUAUCUAAUGCAUGGCAAUUGCUGCGGUGGUAAAAGGAACAAGGUUAAGGAUUUAAGACAAGUUCUUGAGGAUUGGAGAAAUUAUAUGUCCGUAGCUGCUUCUGGGAAAGCCAAUGGCCGCAAGUUAGGGUUUCGAAAACCGAUGAAUUGCUGGAAAAGAGCGAGGAGACAUUAGUGAAAUUUGUAUUUGGGGGAAAAAUAUGUUUUUAUGAAUUCACCUCGUUUUAGUGAUCCUGGUGUUAGUAGAAGCAGAAGUAAAAGUCUUGUCACAUUACAUUCUCAAGAGUAGUAAUAAUAAUGGCUAUGCAAAUUCGGUGCAUUUUUUAAUAAAUCACCAUUGCCAAUUAUUGUAAACGAUGUGUGAGAUGAUAUAUAUUUGCGUGUAAAAGU
This is a messenger RNA of Eutrema salsugineum, 1403 nucleotides long. RefSeq lists its product as uncharacterized. The record is from RefSeq and is a predicted model, not a curated record. The transcript is spliced from 3 exons. NCBI's taxonomy places the organism in Eukaryota, Viridiplantae, Streptophyta, Magnoliopsida, Brassicales, Brassicaceae. Bases 19 to 1188 code for a protein of 389 amino acids.